AUGAAAACCCAUCAUACUUAAAGAAUCGAAGAUAACUGCCGAUAAGAGAAUGAAUAAGAGGUUACUGUAAGUGCUAAGACUAACUCUAAAUUAGCAGAUUCUAUUUUAACUUAGCUAACAAACCCAAAUUAAAUCGAAGAAAAAUAACAAUAGGAUAUGAAUAAAAAUAAAAAGUCACCUGUUUAUGGUAAAAAAUCUACAGAUUUUACCGAACUUAGAGCGAGUACUAAAUAACCUAGUCCAAGUAAAAAUAACGAUCACAGGCGAGAUACUGUGAUGAAUUAAGCUAGACCGAAGCCGUUCAUCAAUAUUGAUGACGAUAACGAGGAAUUAUAAGAAGUAAGAACUUAAAGCAUGCAAUCUCCUAAUUUUGGAACUUAAUUUGACUUAAGCAAAAUUUAAAAAGGAACAGCUCAUCAGGUCUGGUUUAGGCCAGGGAAUUAAGUUGUCGGAAUGGAUGGUUAGUGCCAUUCUUUGCUGCUCUCACCUACCUACAAUAACCAAUUACUUACAAAACCGUCAAUUUAGGGUAGUUCGAGUACCACCUCUUUUGACGUUAACUGUUUCUCAUUCAAUAAUGAAUCAUAAGGCAGCAAUUACUAUGCUUUUGUGGGUCCAGACGGUUAAGUACCUAACUCUUACUUCAAGAUCGGUGAUCAAUAAUUUUCAAUAAUUUCACCUAAGAAUUAGAAUAUCGGUAAUAUGCUCAAAUAAGGAAGUAAAAUUAUGCUACUUGAGAAUAGUCUUGAAUAAUUCAAGGAUAUAGAUGAGGAAUCAAUUCAGGAUGAAAGUAGCAGCAUCGAGGAAAUCAAGCUUGAUGAGAUCUAGAGAUCAAAUGAUAAAAUGAAUAUGCUUGGAAAGAACUCCAAGAAGCAAAAGUAGCUCAGAAAUCACAUUUUAAUAUUCAAAAAUCCAAUGGGGCUCCUAGAUAAAGAUGCUAUCCCAAAUAUAGCAUAGGCUCAAUCACCAUUAUUAACAAGAAGGAGUGGAAGUGCAGAUCUUUAUAAAGAUCGAAGUAAAGAAAAAGGAACAUUUAGUACUGAUAGCAAGGGUGAUAAAGGGCGCCGAGUCAGCAAUGAAACUAUAGAAGAUGAAGAUCUAGAUGAGAGGACAUCCCAGACAAGACCCACUGGUCUCUAACUUAACCAAAAUAGUAUUCAAAAAAAAGAUGAUCAAAAUAAAAGCGCAUUGAAUUUUCAAUAAUAAUAGCAAGAAGAAGACAUGAGAGUGUAACAAUAAAAUUAAAUGAUGCUGGGGAGCAAUUAAAAAAUUUUCCUAAGAUUACCUUAAGGUUAUCAAUAAAAAGCUUCCCCCAUUGCAAUUAUAAAUAACCCUUCUAAACUUUAAGGCAGAGAGUCUCCAAGAAGUCCAAAAGUUAAGCAUUCUGGAGAAAAAUUCACUGAUAUGAUUAAGUAGAACAAUAAGUCAACUCAGAAAAAACGAAUUCCAGAUUUUAAUUCUAUUUAGACACUUAUUGAUUAAGAGAGGAUCUAAUUACCAUCUCAGAAUGAAUCAUUGUUAUCAAAGACCCAUACAAGUAAAAAAUUCAAUAACAGAAACAUCUAGGAUAAAGCUUACACAGCCUAGAAUAGACUUAAAGAUAACAGAAGCUUCGAUGAUAAAUUAGACUUUAACAUGCAGAUUCGAAUUAAUAAACAGGAUAGCAAUGACGAGUAUAUCGACUUUAAUCAGGACUUCAAGAAAAAGUAGGAUUAGCAGAAACUGUUUAACUUUGCCAAGAAUAAUAACCUUAACAAUAAUAUGUACCUAAAAAACGCUAUCCAUAAUAGACAUAACCCUUAUUAAGAAGAUAUUUUUAGCGAUGAUGAUGUUCCAUAUAGACAAAGUUCAACUGGAAAUCACAUGAAAUAAACUACAAUUCCGCAGCUUGAUCUAUAUGGUGCCUUGCCUUAAAGCAAGGAAAAAAUAAAGAAGAGCUAUGUCUCAUCAGUCAAGAACUCAAAGGACAUGGCUGUUCAAGAUUUAUAAAAAAUGCUAGAUACUAAAUAAGAAUAAUUAAAAAUGGAAAAACUUAUUAGAUAAGAUUAAAUGAUGAAGUUGAAGCAAAUAGAAAAAGAAAAUUUGCAACUGAGACAAUACCUUAAUCAUAUCUUAAUGAUUAAACUGAAUUGCGACCAUAAUUAAUGA
Messenger RNA from Stylonychia lemnae, 2148 nucleotides. NCBI's taxonomy places the organism in Eukaryota, Ciliophora, Spirotrichea, Sporadotrichida, Oxytrichidae. The record is from the annotation of a GenBank genome assembly.